Molecule: messenger RNA, 2777 nt
Organism: Diaporthe batatas
Lineage: Eukaryota; Fungi; Ascomycota; Sordariomycetes; Diaporthales; Diaporthaceae
Product: snoRNA-binding rRNA-processing protein PWP2
Exons: 3
Coding region: 23-2728 (901 amino acids)
Biological process (GO): maturation of SSU-rRNA from tricistronic rRNA transcript (SSU-rRNA, 5.8S rRNA, LSU-rRNA); ribosomal small subunit assembly
Cellular component (GO): Pwp2p-containing subcomplex of 90S preribosome; small-subunit processome
Molecular function (GO): protein binding
Source: RefSeq, a predicted model, not a curated record
GGAACAUGGCUGUACUUUGAAAAUGAAGACGGAUUUCAAGUUCUCCAACCUCCUCGGAACUGUCUACAGCAGGGGCAAUCUGGUCUUCAGCCCAGAUGGGACCGACCUCUUCUCGCCCGUGGGCAACCGAGUGACGGUUUUCAACCUUGUUGACAACAAGUCCUACACACUUCCCUUUGCCCACCGAAAGAACAUCGCGAGAAUAGGGCUCACGCCUCAGGGCAAUUUGCUCCUUACAAUCGACGAAGAUGGCCAGGCCAUAUUGACCAACAUUGCCCGGCGUAUCGCGAUAUACAACUUCUCUUUCAAAGGUUCUCCCACAGCCCUUGCGUUUUCGCCCUCCGGUCGUUACUUCGCCGUUGGCCUCGGUCGCAAACUCGAAGUAUGGCACGUGCCGUCCACCCCCGACGCGCAUCCCGACGGCGAGCUGGAGUUCGCGCCCUUUGUCAAGCACCACACACAUACCGGUCACUUCGACGAGGUUCGGCAUAUUGAAUGGUCCAGCGACUCAAGAUUCUUCCUCAGCGCCUCGAAAGAUUUGACGGCAAGGGUGUGGAGCUUGGACCAGGAGGAAGGCUUCAUACCAACAGUCCUGUCAGGCCACAGGCAGGCUGUCGUAGGCGCCUAUUUCUCAAAAGACCAAGAAACAAUAUAUACCAUCAGCAAGGACGGUGCCGUCUUCGACUGGAAGUAUGUUGCCCCAAAACGCGACGACGACGAGAUGGACGACGCGGACGAGGAGAAGGAUAUGCGAUGGCGGAUCGUUAACAAGCACUACUUCAUGCAAAAUAACGCCUCUCUCAAGUGCGCCGCAUAUCACGCCGAUUCAAAUCUGCUCGUCGCGGGCUUCUCAAAUGGCAUAUUCGGUCUGUACGAGAUGCCCGACUUCAACAUGAUCCACACCCUGAGCAUAUCGCAAAACGACAUCGAUUUUGUCACGAUCAACAAGACAGGAGAGUGGUUGGCAUUUGGUGCUUCGAAACUGGGCCAGCUCCUUGUUUGGGAGUGGCAAUCGGAGUCCUACAUAUUAAAGCAGCAAGGCCACUUUGAUUCGAUGAACUCGCUCGUCUAUUCACCGGAUGGACAACGAAUAAUCACAACAGCAGAUGAUGGCAAAAUCAAGGUCUGGGAUAUCGAGUCCGGAUUCUGCAUUGUUACCUUUACAGAGCAUACCAGUGGCGUGACGGCGUGCGAGUUCACCAAAAAGGGCAACGUGCUCUUCACAUCUAGCUUGGACGGGUCGAUAAGAGCGUGGGAUCUCAUCAGGUACCGGAACUUCAGGACGUUUACAGCACCUACGAGGCUCUCAUGGUCAUGUAUGGCCGUGGACCCCAGCGGAGAGGUGGUCGCAGCCGGCUCUCUUGAUUCCUUCGAUAUUCACAUCUGGUCUGUCCAGACGGGUCAGCUCCUGGACCAGCUUGCAGGCCACGAAGGCCCUGUCUCGUCUCUUGCGUUCUCUCCAAAUGGCAACACUCUGGUCAGCGGCAGCUGGGACCGAACUGCAAGGAUAUGGUCCAUAUUCGACAGGACACAAACGAGUGAACCAUUGCAGUUGCAAGCUGAUGUUCUUGACAUUGCGAUCAGGCCGGACUCGACACAAUUCGCCGUCUCGACCCUGGACGGCCAGUUGACAUUCUGGAACAUGACAGAGGCGCUGCAGGUCGCAGGUCUUGAUGGCAGGAGGGAUGUCUCUGGUGGCCGGAAAAUCGGCGACCGGAGAACAGCCGCCAACGUGGCCGGCACAAAGGCCUACAACAGCAUCAAAUACAGCGCAGACGGCAGCUGUCUUCUCGCGGGUGGAAACAGCAAGUACAUCUGCCUGUACUCGGUCACGACAAUGGUGCUCCUCAAGAAGUUCACAGUCAGCGUCAACCUGUCGCUAUCAGGAACGCAGGAGUUCCUGAACAGCAAGCUCCUGACGGAAGCCGGCCCACAGGGCGAGCUCGACGACCAAGGGGAAGCCUCGGACCGGGAAGACCGCAUCGACAAGUCCCUCCCUGGUUCCAAGCGCGGAGACCCGUCCUCCAGGAAGAACAUGCCCGAGGUGCGGGUGUCGGGUGUCGCCUUUUCGCCCGCCGGCACGGCAUUCUGCGCAGCCUCGACGGAGGGCCUCCUGAUCUACAGCCUCGACAAUGUCCUCCAGUUCGACCCCUUCGACCUGAACAUGGAGAUCACGCCAGCAGCGACACUAGCAGUGUUGGAGGAUGAGAAGGACUACCUCAAGGCGCUGGUCAUGGCGUUCCGCCUCAACGAGGCCGGCCUGAUCAAGCGGGUGUUCCAGGCCAUCCCGCACCCGGACAUCGCGCUGGUGGUGGAGGAGCUGCCCGUGGUGUACGUGCCGAGGCUGCUCCGCUUCGUCGCCGCCGAGACGGAGCAGUCGCCGCACAUCGAGUUCUGCCUGCUCUGGAUCAAGGCGCUGGUGGACAAGCACGGCGCGUGGCUCACGGCCAACAGGGGCAAGGUCGACAUGGAGCUGCGGGUCGUGAACCGGGCGGUGACGAGGAUGAGGGACGAGAUCCGCAAGCUGGCCGACGAGAACGUCUACAUGGUGGACUACCUCCUGGGACAGGCCGAGACCAAGGCUGCCGCGGAGAAAGGGGAUGCGUUUGCUAGGUCGCUCAAUGGCGAGAACGGCACAGGCCUCCUGACUUCUGGUCAGGAGGGCGCAACUGUUGCUGACCUCAUGAGCGAGGGCGAGUCUGAGGAAGAGUGGAUUGGUGUAGAGUAGAGUAAAGUUGUGGCGUUACAGGAUAUAAAAAAGAGAAGCUAUGAAUACC